Messenger RNA from Impatiens glandulifera, 696 nucleotides. RefSeq lists its product as uncharacterized. The transcript has 3 exons. The coding region runs from base 1 to 696 and encodes 231 amino acids. NCBI's taxonomy places the organism in Eukaryota, Viridiplantae, Streptophyta, Magnoliopsida, Ericales, Balsaminaceae. The record is from RefSeq and is a predicted model, not a curated record.
AUGGCGGAGAGUGUUGCUAAAACUAGCAAACUAAGCUUGAAGAUUCUUUAUGAUAAAAAUAGUAAGAAAGUAUUCUUUGCAGAAGCAGACAAAGAGGCCGUUGAUUUUCUAUUUUAUUUUAUGUCUCUACCAUUAACCACAGUCACAAGCCUCCUCUCCAAAUCCGAGAUGGGUAUGGUCGGAUGUUUGAAUAACCUUCAUGAAAGUGUUUCGAAUCUGGAUCAAAUCUACUUUCUUGAUGACAAGAACAAGGACUUGCUCUUAAAUCCAUUGCACUCUUUCUUAGUACAGGCACCUUUGUUGCUGCCGGUGCCGGAUAAUACAGACCUUAUCAGCUAUGAGAUCCACAAAUGCCCACAUCACAAUAUAUAUUGUAUUGGCGAUAUGACAAAAUGUACACAAUGCAGUAAUGACGUGAGUAUGUAUAAAGGUGAACAAAUUGCAGUACCGGAUGGUAAUGGUAGUGGAUUUGUGAAAAGUUUGGUGAAAUAUAUUGUGAUGGAUAAUUUGGUGGUCAAAACAAUUUCACCCAUUUCUAGCAUUUGUUUGUUGAAAGAAUAUUUCAAUGUCAAGGAUCUUGCUAAUGUUCAUGAAAUAGCGGUUGAUUUUGGCUUCGAUGAGGGUCUUAAGAUAUUAAAGGCAUCUAUGGAAGGGGAAUCAGUUAUUUCAAGUGUAUUCCUUCACGAGUUAGUUUAA